Molecule: messenger RNA, 2386 nt
Organism: Gekko japonicus
Lineage: Eukaryota; Metazoa; Chordata; Lepidosauria; Squamata; Gekkonidae
Gene: GATAD2B
Product: GATA zinc finger domain containing 2B
Exons: 11
Coding region: 215-2254 (679 amino acids)
Biological process (GO): negative regulation of transcription by RNA polymerase II
Cellular component (GO): NuRD complex
Molecular function (GO): zinc ion binding; sequence-specific DNA binding
Source: RefSeq, a predicted model, not a curated record
GCAGGGACGUGCCCGUUCUGCAACUGGGCUCCGGCAGGUCCCUGGAGGGGGAUGGCACGCCGCGGCCGCCCAUGUUCCACCGAGGGGGCUUCUUGUGAAAAAAACCCUGGCUUUCCCCCCUGCCCUCGCGUGCUCGCAAUCUGUCUUCCCCUCCGUCUGCCCGUCUCUCCCCUCCUCUUGACAAGUAGAGGAGCGAGGGAGAACACGCUACCUGAUGGACCGAAUGACGGAGGACGCCCUGCGCCUGAACCUCUUGAAGCGGAGCCUGGACCAAGCCGACGAGCGGGAUGACGUCCUGGCCAAGCGGCUGAAGAUGGAAGGGCACGAGGCCAUGGAGCGCCUCAAGAUGCUGGCGCUGCUCAAGCGGAAGGACCUGGCGGGCAUCGAGGUGCCCCACGAGCUGCCCGUCAAACAGGACGGCCUGAAAGUCUACGAGGAGAAGCUGAACGGGAACCUGCGGCCCCACGCGGACAGCCGGACUUCGGGCAGGCCGGGGAAGGAGAACAUCAAUGACGAGCCGGUGGACAUGAGUGCAAAGAGGAGCAGCGACCAGGACAGGGGGCGGCUAACCCCCUCGCCGGACAUCAUUGUCCUUUCCGACAAUGAGGCUUCCAGUCCCCGCUCCAGUUCCCGGAUGGAGGAGAGGCUCAAGGCUGCCAACCUGGAGAUGUUCAAGGGCAAAGGCGUCGAGGAAAGGCAGCAGCUGAUCAAGCAGCUCCGGGACGAGUUGCGGCUGGAGGAGGCCCGGCUGGUGCUGCUCAAGAAGCUGCGGCAGAGCCAGCUGCAGAAGGAGAACGUGGUACAGAAGACUCCGGUGGUUCAGAAUGCAGCCUCCAUCGUUCAGCCAUCUCCUGCCCAUGUCGGACAGCAGGCUCUGUCCAAACUUCCCUCCCGGCCUGGAGCUCAGGGGGUCGAGCCCCAAAACCUCCGAACAUUACAGGGUCACAGCGUCAUCCGGUCAGCCACCAACACGGCCCUCCCCCACAUGCUUAUGUCUCAGCGUGUCAUCGCGCCGAACCCCGCCCAGCUCCAAGGGCAGCGCGUCCCCCCGAAACCAGGCCUCAUCCGCACCACCACUCCGAGCAUGAGCCCAGCCAUCAGCUACCAGCCGCAGUCCAGCUCGGCCGUCCCUUGCCAGCGCACGACGUCCUCGGCCAUCUACAUGAACCUUGCCUCCCACAUCCAGCCGGGCACAGUGAACCGGGUCUCGUCGCCGCUGCCCAGCCCCAGCGCCCUCAACGAUGCCGCCAACUCCCAGGCGGCCGCCAAGCUCGCCCUGCGCAAGCAGCUGGAGAAGACCCUCCUGGAGAUCCCGCCCCCGAAGCCGCCCGCCCCCCUGCUCCACUUCCUGCCCAGCGCGGCCAACAGCGAGUUCAUCUACAUGGUGGGGCUGGAGGAGGUGGUGCAGAGCGUCAUCGACAGCCAGGGCAAAGGCUGUGCCUCCCUCUUGCGGGUGGAGCCCUUUGUCUGUGCCCAGUGCCGCACGGACUUCACGCCGCACUGGAAGCAGGAGAAGAACGGCAAGAUCCUGUGCGAGCAGUGCAUGACCUCCAACCAGAAGAAGGCGCUCAAGGCCGAGCACACCAACCGGCUGAAGAACGCCUUCGUCAAAGCGCUGCAGCAGGAGCAGGAGAUAGAGCAGCGGCUACAGCAGCAGGCAGCCCUGUCGCCCACUGCCGCUCCCGCCGUGUCCAGCGUCAGCAAGCAGGAGAGCAUCAUGCGACACCACACGCUCCGCCAGGCACCGCAACCCCAGAGCACUCUGCAGCGCGGAAUCCCCACCUCGGCCCGCUCCAUGCUGUCCAAUUUUGCGCAGGCCCCACAGCUCUCCGUCGCAGGCGGCCUCCUUGGCAUGCCAGGUGUCAACAUCGCCUACCUGAACGCCGGGAUCGGGGGCCACAAAGCAUCGAGUCUGGCGGACCGGCAGAGGGAGUACCUUUUAGAUAUGAUCCCGCCGCGCUCUAUAUCGCAGUCCAUCAGUGGGCAGAAAUCACCCCAGCUGUGCCCGCGCCCCUCCCCUGCCCCCUCGCCCCUCCCCCCUCAUCCGCCGCAUGCAGUGCCUGGAUUGGUGCCUAUUAAACGUGGAGGAAAAGAAAAAAAGACAAAAAAAAAAGAGAAGAGAACAUUUCCAGUCUUCAGAGACCUUCCCUCGUCUCUCCUCGCCUUUGCAUUUCAUUCGUGGGGAGAGGCCCCAUUUCCCCCCCGCCCGAGGUCAGAACGUGUCUGCUUGGAUCCUGCACUAUACAUGUGUUAAUUAAUGCUUGUUUUAAUGCUCCUUUUUCUUUCCCCCCACCCCCCCUUUCGUAAUGACAAUGCAUAGAAUUUUUAAUUGUUGUGUUCUUAUUUUUAAUGACUUUUUUUUUCUCCCCUUUUGCUUAAAUGAGAA